Molecule: messenger RNA, 4279 nt
Organism: Mycena citricolor
Lineage: Eukaryota; Fungi; Basidiomycota; Agaricomycetes; Agaricales; Mycenaceae
Source: the annotation of a GenBank genome assembly
UGUGUCUUCUGGAGCUCCUGCAGUUCUGAAGACCCCGGAUGCCUGACAACGAAGGAGACAAUGGACCGAACGGUCGUAGCAUUCAUGGAGAAAGCUGUGCUCCGAUCAUGGAAAGCCAUUGACGAAGAAUUAUUACAUAAGUCGCAGCUGAGCAGAGUGAAUCUCACAAUUUCUGUAUGCUGUGGCGACGAGGUAGAGAAACUCAAUUCGCCCUUCGGUCAGUAGACGAUAGCAAUAUACAGUACGUACGGGCCCAGUUGCGCGAUAUAACAUCCCAAAAGGUUUAAAGUCCUCUGGCUAAACAUGCUGGCGGUGUGUAAAAUGAGAGCGCCCAGUCGGGCUGCAAAGGAAAAGCCUAGCGAAGUCGGCGGAUGCCGACACGAGGCCCGCCAUCACUGAUGCGCAGCUAGCAAUUACUUUGAUCCGAUGUCAUUCAUGGCCGACUUGCCUGCUUCAAUCGAUGCAAUCUUUCCAAUUCUCGCGUGUCUCUGGAUUUGCUUGAGGGGCCCUCGCGCCGUCAUUGAAGAUCAUGUCCUUCCAGCGGCGCCGAGCGGGUGCCGAAGCGGCCAAUAUACUCUAUUUAUCACUUAUGUCAAAAGCACCUCUUCCCAUGUCAAGAAGGGUCCUUGCCCACUUCGCUUCAUCAUAACCCAUGUCCCUCCUCAUCUCUUGCUUGCUGAUCGCUGGCUUCUGGGCUUUCGCUCGGAGAUUUACGCUGAAACCCCGCCUAGUCGAUUCAAUACCGGGCCCGAAACGCGAGUCGUGGCUCUUCGGGAAUCUCCUCCAGCUUCUGCUAUCGAAGGAAUACGGGGAGUACGAAUUCCAGUGGCAGGAUGCGUUUGGCCCUUGCUACGCCAUCGGCGGGUGUUUCGGAGAGACACGUCUGAUUGUCUCUGACCCUGCCACCGCGAGAUUCAUCCUCAACAGCCCAAUCUUCGUGUCCGGAGCCUCGCAGCAGAAGGCGGGCAACAUGCUCCUUGGCUUUGGGACCGUCUUCCUGGCGACGGGCGAUCGACACAGGUAUCUCCGCAGUCUCAUGAAUCCGGCGUUCUCGCCGAAGAGUGUGCGCGAGGCACAGCCCGUCCUUCGGGAAGUGGCGAGAAAGCUUGUCGAAGCGUGGAACGCGCUUGGGUUUCCGGGCAACACGGUGGAUGUAUUGCGAAGCUUGCACGAUGUCGCGAUGGAGAGCAUAGGCGACGUGAUUCUGCAGUAUCCACUGCAUGCAUUCGAUCGAACAGCAGGAGAAAGCACGUCUGCAAAGCAGCGUAGUUUGAUAGAUUCCGUCAGCCGUGUCUCGAAAGCAAGCCUGAUCGGCGAAGCUGUACUCGCAUACAUCCCCGACCCCGUCUUCCGGCUUGCGACUCGGCUUCCAUUCCCGCCCAUGUCCACGAUCAGGGACUAUGCGCGGCUUGUGGACGAUCUGGCACUCCAGUUGAUUGAGCAGAAGCGCAAGGAUGAGGGAUUCAAAGAGGAUCGGAGCUUUCUUAGUGAUAUGAUCCGCGUUGACCCCUCCGACCCGACUUCCGGUGCUCCAGACGAGGAGAUCGGGACCCACAUCCGGACUAUGUUGUUUGCAGGCGCUGACACGUCGGGCGGAACGCUCUCUUGGAUUGUAUACGAACUCGCGAAACGUCCUGGGCUCCAGAGCGAGCUCCGGGCAGAGAUUGGCCGAACCGAGAUGGGGCUCGAGUUUGUCGACUACGACGCGAUGCCAUUCCUGAAUGCUAUCAUCAACGAAACUAUCCGUCUCUACGCUGCUCUUCCAUUCGCAGAACGUGUAUCGACUGAAGACUGCAUACUUCCCUUGAGCCAAGAGGUCGUCACGAACACGGGAAAACGCGUCACGGAGAUUCCGAUACAGAAAGGACAGCUGGUUUAUGUCAGCUUGGCUUCAUAUAAUCGGCUGAAGUCUUUGUGGGGACCGGAUGCCGGGGACUUCCGGCCUGCGAGAUGGCUCGAGAAAGCAUCUCCGUGCAGUGGGACUGCGAUUGGACCCCAUGCUUCGCUGUGGAUUGAGCUUCCUUGCUGGCCCUGGUACUUGUCUCGGGUAGGUCCUAUCAUAGGCUCCGAGGAUGCUGACUUCCAACUCACCACUGCAGCUGGCGUUUCGCAAUACUGCAAUUUCAGAUUGUGGUCGUGGAUAUUGUCCGACACUUUGUCCUCUCGCCGCCAGGAGACGAUUCAUUGCUAUCGUCAUCGCUUCCACCGCACCAUGGCUGUCGGCUCUCGCAAACAAAUCACCUACGCCCAUAAACGCAACAGAAUGCAUAAACCCACUUCUACUACUGCACGACCUCUCGUCUCUGCCUCUUCGCCCCUUCCCCAGCUCGACGACUCUGAAUAUACGUCAAAAGAAGAACUGCAUCGCCGCCUCCGCAAACGCGCACGUCGCUCAUCAAAUCCCGAAUCCAUGUCCAAGAAACUCAAACCUAGUCUUGCUGAUGAAGAACUUCAAUUCAGUUCAAUAGGAAUGAGUCCCAGUCCUCCUCCUGCUACUCCUGCCGAUCGGUCUCAAUUUGAAACACCUCUGCCAUCCGCCCUCACUGAAGGGCAAGUGUUCAAGCUCAAGUCUUCCCGUCCAUCGUCCCCUCACCCUUCGUCUCCUCCCAUCCCUGUCCGUCGUACUGCCUCGCAUAAACUGAAGGAGAAUGCUGUUCGUGAGCCGGUCAAGAAGAAAAUGAAGAAGAAAGGCGGCGCGCUUGACAGUCCUUUCAACAGUCGUCCUGGAUCUGUGACGUCGUCUCCUCAGAAUAACAGCAAGCCUACCACGACUGUCGCCAAUUCAAUGCAAAAGAAGUCUCUCAAACGUACACUCUCUGAUACGAACUAUAAUCCCAAUAUCCCUCAUAGUUCGAGCACUGCCAAUUCACCUGUGCGGCCCUUCACCGAUGACUCUUUAUACUCUCCCCUGCUUCGCACCCGUCGCCCAUCGGCACCAAGCCCUCCGCGAUGGAGCGUGCAUGCCAACUCCAGCUUCGACUAUCACUUCAAUCCAGCUGCCGAAACGCCGUUCUUUCUGCCUUCUGCGACGGCUCACAUCGACUUCAAUCGUCCACCGUCAUCCAUGUCCUUCUACGGCGACUCAGGCUCCGACUCGGAGGAAGGGUUCUUCGCCGACGCGCAAGGCAUCUCGACUCCUGCUCGCGAUCAACGCGCAUAUAUGCUAGGCCAGAAUGUGGAUAUGGACAUGGAUGUCGAGGGCGAUGAGAUGGACGAGGAUGACGACAUCACACCCCAGUCGCAUCCAGGGAUGAAAGACCUUCCUGCCCGAACACGCAGUCCGUGGUUGAGCGACAGCAUCGUAUCACCGCCCACUUCGCAAGAAUGGGAUCGGCCGCCGCUGGUCCCGUACAGUCCGGGGCCCGGUAGCGAAGACGUCGACAUGUACGAUGAGUUGUCGCUGGAAUUGGGAUUGGGGCCUCCCGGUUUUGGAGAGAAGAGGGCACGCACAGAGAUGGAUCUGAAGCAGAUGUUCGAUGAUAUGGCUCUUGGGACUGCCACCAAGAACCGCGUUGUUCUCAAUCGUACGCGCUCUCUCGACAGCUCGACGCCGGCGGAGGAACACGACGGAGUUCGUCCGGCCGUCAAAGGUCGAGAUCGCCGUGGCACCAUUCGCGCUUCGGACUUCAAGACCGCCAUCCCCACCACGGUCGCUCCCCCUCGCCGCACCCGCAGUGGAACUGUCAUCGGGCCUCCCACUCGAGCGCGCAGCUCCAGCUCCGCCGUCACGCCAGGCACCACAGCCAUCGGCGAAGCCAGUGAAGACGAGGAGAUUGACCACAUGUGCAGCGAAGGCUGGGCGGUGGCUGAUCCGCCUUCUCCCGUCGUUUCACGCCGCCACACGCCACUCGAGGACUCGUUCGAGUUCGAUGAACUCGACCUGCUUGCACGGCCGACGAGCGCGGGGCUGAUGCCUGCUCCAGUCCUCUUCCGUGCCGAUGCCACUAACGCCAGCAAAAGCCGGAAGCCGCGUUCGAUUACUUCCCCUCGGGAGAUUGCUAUGGAAGAGGAGGAUGACGGCGAGGACGAUCCGUUGCUGCUCAAGCCGCGCGCACGCUGAUAGAGAGACGCCUUUCCCCAGGCUUCUGCUUUCUAAAGUUCCCUUGGAGAUUCUGUUUAGCUGAAACACCUCUGCACAUAACGUUAUUUAUCGGCUGUCUCAUGCGAUGUGGAAGGAAACGGACUGGACAUCGGUCAUAUCUGGUACUUUAUGAAUAGUAAAGUCUUCACAUUCUGUCCUUUACAGUGUAUUGUGACUGUACUUGAUGGACUGAGGCUG